AUGACCACAAGCGACGAAUUACCUGCUAAUGGCGAACUGGACCAGCCCGAGAGGAUACCUGAUGUGGUGGAGUGCGAAAGGUUGAAGAAGGCGGGAAACGAUUUAUUCGCUGCGGACCGAGUGGCUGAAGCGCUGGAGUUGUAUCGCGAGGCAAUUAAGCACGCACCAUUGAAGCCGGUGAAGAAGCCAACGCAGCACCGACAGGACGAGGUACCGCCGUGUGGUUCAGAAGGUACAGCUCAGAACUCCAUUGGGGAGUCCAGUGUGGUGUCAGAGAAAAGUUCAGCACCCGGUACCGAAAAGUCCUCCAAAGUGGGGGCCGAUGACGCGGCUCAGGACGGUGACGAUGAUGGUAUUGAUUACACACUUACAUCACAGGUGUACUGCAAUGCCGGCCUGUGUUUAUCAAAGCAGGGGAUGCCCGAAGACGCUAUCACUCACCUCAGCGAGGCGAUUCGACACAAUAAGCAGUACAGUAAGGCGUAUUAUCGACGUGCUGAGUGCUAUUAUGUGUUGGGGAAGUGGUCCAAUGCGUACGGGGAUUAUGAGGAAUACGAAAAGCUAGGUGGCACGCUGGAUGCUGGCAGCCAGGACCGCAAAAGGCAGGCAAAGGCGAAAGUAGAUGAAGAGAUGCAGAAGAUGCUCGGGGAACUGAAAAAUAUGGGAAACCGUUUUUUAAACUAUUUUGGAUUGUCUACAGACAAUUUCAAGUUCGACAAAGACCCUAACACAGGCGGCUAUUCUGUACGCUUUGAGCAGUGA
This is a messenger RNA of Trypanosoma brucei brucei TREU927, 762 nucleotides long. RefSeq lists its product as hypothetical. Bases 1 to 762 code for a protein of 253 amino acids. Gene Ontology annotation, molecular function: protein binding. NCBI's taxonomy places the organism in Eukaryota, Euglenozoa, Kinetoplastea, Trypanosomatida, Trypanosomatidae. The transcript has a single exon. The record is from RefSeq and is a predicted model, not a curated record.